Messenger RNA from Clavispora lusitaniae ATCC 42720, 2829 nucleotides. NCBI's taxonomy places the organism in Eukaryota, Fungi, Ascomycota, Pichiomycetes, Serinales, Metschnikowiaceae. The record is from RefSeq and is a predicted model, not a curated record.
AUGGUGGAGGCUAUUGACAAACGAAGAAAGACAGAGACUCUUAAUGGUAAAAGAGGAUCUAAGGUCCUAAGCCCAUUCCGUGCAUUGGGAAAUGUCUCGAACGAAGUCCCAUUCGCCAUCGGAACUUUGGGUACCACGUUCUAUAUUGUCACUUCCGUGGGCAGAUCCUUUCAGAUUUACGAUGCCGCCAACUUGCAUUUGUUGUUUAUAUCACAGAACCAGACCUCGUCCAAAAUUACAUGCUUGGCCGCACAUUUCCAUUAUGUUUUUGCAGGCUACGGCAACAAAGUUGGAAUCUACAAAAGAGGUCGUCUUGAAGCAGAGGUUGAGAUUGAAAUUUCCAAGACAGCCACAGUCAAGCAUAUUCUAGUUUUCGGUGAGUAUAUGGCUGUAGCUUCAACAGAUGGCGAUUUGAACAUUUUCAAAAAACCUGUUGGCUCGAAGCUCCCCACAGAACACUACACCACCAUCAGAAGCAUCAAUCAAGAGUUUGAUGGCGAAAUUGUAGGCAUGAUACACCCACCUACUUACCUCAACAAAAUCGCUGUGGCUACUACACAGGGUAUCCAUAUCAUCAAUAUCCGUACGGCUAAAACCGUGUACAAAAGUCCAGAGUCUACUUUCAAAGAGCACUUGUCGUGCAUUGAGCAUGCACCAGCGUUAGACAUCGUGGCUGUUGGAACUACUGCAGGUGGUGUAUUCCUUUUCCAUUUGAAAAAGGGCAUAAUUUUGGGUGAGAGAAUCAUUGCCUCUCCAAGCGAUGUUGGCGCCAAAGUGGCAUCGCUUUCUUUUAGAACAGACGGUUCUCAUCAUUUGGUCGCUGGAUUGAGCACAGGCGAUCUUUACUUCUAUGACUUGGAGAGAAAGUCAAGAGUCCAUAUAAGCAAAAACUGUCAUGCAGAGAGUCAUGGUGGAGUAGCCAACGUGAAGUUCCUCAACGGUCAACCAAUUGUGGUGACAAACGGUGGAGAUAACAUUUUGAAGGAAUUGGUUUUUGAUCCUCCAUUGUCAACCACAAACACAGCUGUUAUCACUAUUCCCCGUCAUUUGCGUUCUCGUGGUGGCCACUCAGCUCCUCCGAUCGCCAUUAUGUUCCCUAACGAGGAAAAGUCUCAUUUCAUUUAUUCGGCCUCGAAGGACCAGAGUUUGUGGUGCUUCUCUCUUAGAAAGGACGCACAGGCGCAAGAGGUAUCUCAGAAUCCACCUAAUACGGGCUCGGCUAAGAGAAAAGCCGGUCUUGUCAAGCUGAUGCGUGAACGUUUCCCUGAGAUUACAUCUUUAUCCAUGUCGGUUGCACGCGAAGGAGAGUGGGAAAAUAUGCUUACUACGCACCAGAACGAAACUUUUGCGAGAACAUGGAACACCAAAUUUAAGCGACUCGGACGGUUCGAGCUUGCAACUGUUGAUGGUGGAUUUGCCAAAUCCGUCUGUGUUUCUCACUGUGGUAACUUCGGUUUGGUUGGUUCUUCCGAAGGUGGAAUUGGUGUGUACAACUUGCAAUCCGGAUUGUUGAGAAGAAAGUACAUGUUGCACAAGAAGAAGGCCGUUACCGGAUUAGCUAUCGACGGCAUGAACAGAAAGAUGGUCAGCUGUGGUCUUGAUGGUAUUGUUGGAUUCUACAACUUUUCUGACCUGAAGUACUUGGGAAAAUUACAACUCGAUGCUCCAAUCACAUCUAUGGUUUACCAUAAGGGUUCUGAUUUGAUUGGUUGUGCCUUAGAUGACUUGUCGAUCGUGGUUAUCGAUGUCGUCACACAAAAAAUCGUUAGAAUCUUAUAUGGACACAGCAACAGAGUAACAGGCAUGGACUUCUCUCCAGACGGCCGCUGGAUAAUCAGUGUCGGACUCGAUGGAACUAUGCGUAUUUGGGAUUUGCCGACUGGAGGAUGUAUUGACGGUGUUCGUCUUCCAAGCGUGGCCACAAGUGUCAAAUUCUCACCUAUAGGCGACUUUGUUGCUACUACUCAUGUAUCUGGAAACGGCAUCUUUUUGUGGACAAACAGAGCACAAUUUCACCCAGUAUCGACCAGACAUGUGGAGGAAAGUGAGUUCCCGACUGUUCUUUUGCCUAAUGUUUCUGGAGAUGGAGGAGCUACUAUGAUCGAGGGUGCUCUCGAUUCGAACAACGAGGAAGACUUUGAUGUCAACCAAGUUUAUCAAUCAGUGGACCAAAUCAACAAAGAGUUAACAACUUUGUCUGUUGGUCCUCGCACGAAGUACCAGACGAUUUUGCAUCUUGAUAUCAUCAAACAGAGGAACAAGCCGAAGGAAGCACCCAAGAAACCUGAACAGGCACCUUUCUUUUUGUCGCUCUCUGGAGAGGCCGUGGGAGACCGUGCCAUCGUUGCUGAGAAUGGUCUUUCGAACUCUUCAUCAUCCAAUAAUGGUCAUGAUGAUGAAAACUCCAGGCUCCUUAAAUUGAAAAACGGAGACCAUCAUAAUUUCGAAUCCGAAUUCACUCGUUUGCUUCGUGAAGGUAAUGAGGAGGAAGACUACUCUGCAUUCUUGAAAUAUUUGCUGAAUGCGUCACCCGCUACCAUUGAUCUCGAACUCAGGUCGCUAAACUCGUUCCCUCCAUUGGGAGAAAUGUCUAGCUUUGUCAAAGCACUUACGGAGGGCUUACAAACGAACGCCAACUACGAUAUUUUCCAAGCGAUUUUUGGUUUGUUCUUGAAGCAUCAUAGAGAUGUGAUUUACGCUCACCCAGAAGAGAAAGAAUUAGUCAAAGCAUUAGAAGAAUGGAGCUCAGUAAAUGCGCACCAAGGAGAGAAGUUGGACGAAUUGGUGAAAUUCUGCUCCAGCGUGGUAAACUUUGUCUCUUUAGUAUAG